AUGGAUGCCCUGCAGAGAUCUGCCGCAGAACUUGAACAACAGAUCGGCCAUCGAUUCCAUGAGGUCCCGAGCCUUCAAGAGGAUGAACGAUUUGUGAGACUUGAUCACACUAGCAGUCCAAGCACCAGCAUUCCGACCAGUCGUCGAGGUACCAGAGCUAGGAGUGCCUCAAGGCCUCCCAGAGCAGCAAACGAUGAGGACCCUCAGAGCUCAACUGAAGAUAACCCCUCUCGUCCCACUCGAUCUCCUUCCAGAAGAACAACACUCGACCAAAACUCAACUGAUUCGGCACCUCCGACUGGAACUCAAAAGAUCUUGGUCACCAUCGUGAAUACGGAGAAAGACCUCAGCCGCUCUGCUCCUUCCGAAAAAACCUUGGAUACCCAAACCGAACCUCAGCCGGAACACAAGAAAAACUACCAUCAACACAUAGAUCUCAACCACCUCCAUCGACUACACCCAGGCAUUCCAUCUCCAACCCUUCUAACGCUAUCAAUCAUCAGAAUAUUCGUCAUCACCAAGCCUUCCCUGGAAAGUCUUACCAAUUUCAUAACGGCGGACAAAUCUCAGUUGAAUAAACGUGGGAGCCAGCACAGUGGAAACCGCUAUCAGAUGACUGGAUCCCGGAAUCCAUGGAAUCCUAAUCAACCACUCAACAACAACCCUCCAUCGACCUCCUCUCAACCUUUCACUCGACAUCCUUCCAGGCCCAUCGCCAAAUUGCCACAGCGUGCAACACUCCAAUCUGAUAAUCGCUUUGCCGUCCUGGGCACCCCUCCGAUCAAUCAAGACGAACUUCGAGUACCCCGCCAAUCUAACUCCCGGAUGCCUAAGCUACCAACCAAGCCACCCGGAUUGAGAAGACAACAGAACUACCCCCUGGUAAUUAAUGAUGAAGGCUAUCAGAUCGACAUCGUACUAGACACCAAUAUUCAACUGGCAUAUCAGCAUUUCUUACGAGCUUUGAUCCCCCUUCUGGGCUCAAACCGUCGUCUAUUAGUUCCCGCGGCUGUCCUCAACGAGCUAGAUCUCCAAAAGUCUUGCCAACAUCUGGUCGAGGUUUUCAAGGCUGGGAGAUGCUCUUCUCAACAGACGAUGGGCUCCUUGGCAAGGCAAGUAACAAACUGGUUACUCGAUCUCGUCAAACUCGGUUCCUCAAGGGUAGUGCUCCAAAAACUUGAAGAGGAGUCAGAAGAAGACAGACGAGACAAGGACCCGGACACCAGAAUACUCACAUACGCCAAUAAUCUUCAUCUUCGAGCGAAGACCAAUCAUCCGGGAACGGUGAUAGCUUUGCUAUCCAAUGAUAAUAUGUUGCGCUUGCGAGCGCAAUCUGAAGGUGUCUGUUCUGUAGCCAUGGCAGACUUUCGCCACAGCCCUCGUCAAUUAGUUGGCUAUAUCCGCAAAAUCGUUCCUGAUCCUAGGAAUCCAGCGAUCUCAACUCCCUCUAACCCCUCGCCGCUUAAUUGUUCACAUCCACCCGAAGCAAUCACUCCCAAGCGCAAUUCAACGAUUAAAACGAGUCAACCCUCUUCCAAUUCUUGCGUGCUCCCAGGCCAUGAUGGGCAGUUCACCUUUACAUCCCUCUUACCAAGUACUAGCCAGCAGCCCUCGGGAUCGGCCAAUCGGAGCAACCAGAUCACUUCGGAACCACACCUUCCCUCAGGCCAAGGUCGACAGUUAAUCUUCACCUCCCUCUUGCCGAGUAGUAGCCAGUCAUCACCCGUUGGGCCUGAUCAAGAAUUGAUUCGACUCAAAUCUCUACUCCAGAGGGCUCGUCCAUGUCGAAGCUGCAAGUCUGUCAUCGAAACCACUCCGCCGGUCUCCCCGGAUCAGAUUCAUCAUUACUGCCCGAUGUGUUGUGAGGUCAUUUGCAAGGGAUGCAUGAAUGUCACCGGAUGCGACUGGAGUUGUUCAGGACCGUUUCAUGGACAGGAUUGUCCAACGAUAAAAUGCUGCGCCACCGGUCGAGCAUCAAUUUGGAUCGAGCUGUUAGGGCAACUUGAUUCUUGCUUCCUAAUGAAUCAAUACAAAAUAUCUUUCAAACAUGGUCCCAAGAUAACUCACCUAUACGGCGACGAAGCUUUGGUCGAGUAUAUGAACGCCGCAAAUGGAUUGUUGAUCGCCAGUGGAGACGAUGACGAGCGCUUGGGCUACCUUGGAUCUAUACUCAUCAGCUCAACAUUGAUCGAUGUUCUCAGUCAGACAUUUCUAUGUUCUCCCCUCUUGAGUUGGCACUUUCGGGCGGAACUAUUCCUAAGCACAAUUAGUGUGGUUCAAGGAAUCCUCCAGAAGCUCGAUCAGCCUUGGAAGAUCCUCAACUCGGAAUUUGUCAAAUCAAGCACCACUGGUAUCUCUCCUCUUGAUCAUCGGCAGCACAAAAUCAUAUGGAAUAAGAUCUCUGAAAAGGAUCAUCGACCUAAUUCGACUGAAACGAAACUCGAAAAGCUACAAGACUCGUUCCCCGGUUUGAUGGCCGAUGUUGAGGAAAUUCUUCAUAAUCGUAGAAAGCCCAUGAUAAACCAGAUCACUAUUAUCAGACCAUCAAUCGACCCAAGCUUGCACGGGUGA
Puccinia graminis f. sp. tritici CRL 75-36-700-3 is the source of this 2571-nucleotide messenger RNA. RefSeq lists its product as uncharacterized. The coding region runs from base 1 to 2571 and encodes 856 amino acids. NCBI's taxonomy places the organism in Eukaryota, Fungi, Basidiomycota, Pucciniomycetes, Pucciniales, Pucciniaceae. The record is from RefSeq and is a predicted model, not a curated record. Gene Ontology annotation, cellular component: nucleus. The transcript has 10 exons.